Messenger RNA from Xyrauchen texanus (razorback sucker), 2527 nucleotides. RefSeq names its product nucleus accumbens-associated protein 2. Gene Ontology annotation, biological process: regulation of transcription by RNA polymerase II. Bases 200 to 1867 code for a protein of 555 amino acids. The transcript has 6 exons. Gene Ontology annotation, molecular function: DNA-binding transcription factor activity, RNA polymerase II-specific; RNA polymerase II cis-regulatory region sequence-specific DNA binding; protein binding. The record is from RefSeq and is a predicted model, not a curated record. NCBI's taxonomy places the organism in Eukaryota, Metazoa, Chordata, Actinopteri, Cypriniformes, Catostomidae.
CUUUACUAUGAUUUCAUAUUUACAGUUUUCACCUGGUGCAUGACUUUGAAACGGGGAAAAUCCCAUAGAUUUACAUUAAAGGAGGGACACCAGUAAUAUCUAGAGAGCAGAAUUUCAGAGAGACUUGAGGGUGCAGGAAUCUUCACACGAUGACCUCUCACUGGCUCUGUUGAUGGUGUGUUUGUGAAAGUGGGCCGCUAUGUCCCAGAUGCUUCACGUGGAGAUCCCAAACUUCGGCAGCACGGUGUUGGGCUCGCUGAAUGAGCAGCGUUUACUGGGGCAGUACUGCGACGUCUCCAUUCUGGUCAAAGGUCAAGCCUUCAAAGCUCACCGCGCCGUGCUGGCGGCGAGCAGCCUGUAUUUCCGUGACCUGUUCAGCAGCAGCGCUAAAGCGCGGUUUGAGCUGCCCUCGUCUGUGACGCCGGCAUGUUUCCAGCAGAUCCUCAGCUUCUGCUACACGGGCAAGCUCACCAUGGCGGCCAGCGAGCAGCUGGUGGUGAUGUACACUGCCGGUUACCUGCAAAUCCAGCACAUCGUGGAGCGCGGCAUGGACCUGAUGUUCAAAGCUAAUUCGCCGCACUGCGACUCGGCCACUGCCGCCAUGGACGAUCUGGGCUCAGAGCCACAGAGUCCCAGUAACAACUCGGGCUCGGUGCUGGGACCGCCGGGCUGGUCGUCCUUGCUGCCAGGCCAGACGCGCAGAAUCAAGCUGGAAGGAUCUGAUCCGCUGCUUAACCUCCAGAACAUCAGUGGUGGUAAAAGAGCCUCAAAUGGCGAUGGUGGCCGUUCAGCACGGGGCAGCUCUAUGUUCUUCGCCGGGACCGCUGGAGUAUUUCUGCCCGGGGCCACGCCGUAUCCUGUGGCCACCGGAGAACGCUCCAGUCCAGGAGCAUCCAGCCUGCCGACCACCGACAGUCCGACAUCGUACCAGAAUGAGGAUGAGGAGCUUGAGGAAGAGAUCUUUGAUGCUGAAGAAACCUACAGCCAGCUAUGUGGCCGCUCCGCUAACGCUUACGCAAUUACAGAGAAGUCUGAGAUGCCAUUGACGCCGCUGACACUGGAGAACCGUUCCUGUGUUCUGAUUCGUCGGGAUCUGGUGGCACUGCCCGCCAGCCUCAUCAGUCAGAUCGGUUAUCGAUGCCACCCAAAACUCUACAAGGAGGGAAACCCCGGCGAGAAACUAGAACUAGUAGGAGGUACAGGUGUGUUCAUGACCCGAGGUCAGCUGAUGAACUGUCACCUGUGUGCUGGUAUCAAACACAAGGUGCUGCUCAGGAGACUGUUAGCUACAUUCUUCGACAGGAACACAUUAGCUAACAGCUGUGGGACAGGCAUAAGAUCUUCAACCAGUGACCCGAGUCGAAAACCACUGGACAGUCGAGUCCUAAAUGCUGUUAAACUCUACUGUCAGAACUUCGCGCCCAACUUUAAGGAGAGCGAGAUGAACGUCAUCGCAGCUGACAUGUGCACAAACGCACGGCGCGUGCGCAAACGCUGGCUGCCCAAGAUCAAGUCCAUGUUGCCUGACGGCAUGGAGGUGUAUCAGGGCUCUUCUGUGCCUGCAGGCGUGGGUCUGGGCAUGAACGGGCUGCCCCUGGGCAUUCCCGUGCCCUAUGAGAACCUGCUACAUGCUGGUUUGACUCUGGAACAGCGGCUCUACGCUGAGCGCAAAGAACCAAUGAGAACUCGCGUACCACUGGACGGCGACAGGGAGGGAGGAGACUCAGAGCCCCGGCCAGAGGAGGAGCCUGACGAGGAGGAGGAGGAGGAGGAGGAAGCUCAAACCGACAGCACGGAUGAGACAUCGGGGGGCGGCUCCUUUCGUUCCCAAAGCCGAGGGCAGGGUCAGUGUAGCCACACCCCCUAAAAGGCAGCAGCAGGACGAGUUGUUUGCGGAGGGCCUGAGAUGAAACGGGCAGUGAUUGGUUUGCUCCGCCUUCUAAACUCAAGAAACGCCCCUUCAGUUCAAAUCAUCAUGUGAAUACACACUGAAGACGGUGCUGGUUAAUGGAACGCCAAACACACACAGGCAUCUCGCAUGAAAAACACAUGCAUUUGGCAUUUCAGUUAGCUGCUCAAAAGCGUUAACAUGUUUAGUGAAUCAAAUCAUUCGAGCAGUGACACAAACGUUGGCCACAUGCUCGAGAGAACAGCGGUCAUGUGGUGUUGUGAUGAAAUGAUGCCAGUGGCACAGCGGGUGACCUUCAUUGUGAAACUCAAUCUAAAGCUUUUUCAUGUUCUGUUCUUCAGAGCACUUUGGCACAAAUAUAGCACUAGAGUGAAUCUCAGCAAAACAAGCCCAGGGUCACAAAACACCCCAAAAUUAAAAGAGGAACAUUAGAAUUGGAAUUUUACAGUUAUACUGCAGUUUUUGCAUUGUGUCUCUAUUUUCAUGACAUUUCUCCCCCAAAUUCUCUUUAAUACAAUGUACUUAGACGUUUUUUUAUUCUCAUUAUUCUCAAUGAUGACUCUGAUUAGACUCAAAAUAUCAUUUAAAUACAGUUUUUUUUAUGUAGAAUUCAUUAAA